This is a messenger RNA of Vanessa atalanta (red admiral), 635 nucleotides long. RefSeq lists its product as uncharacterized. The transcript is spliced from 2 exons. NCBI's taxonomy places the organism in Eukaryota, Metazoa, Arthropoda, Insecta, Lepidoptera, Nymphalidae. The record is from RefSeq and is a predicted model, not a curated record. The coding region runs from base 100 to 633 and encodes 177 amino acids.
UCAUCGGAAUUUAUGCAUUUUCAAUAAAAACCUCUGUUAAGCGAGCCGGACAUAAAAUUGAUGUGAAAUUAUUUUCUCUCGAGGUGCAAUGCGAGCGAAAUGUUGCAUUUUCUGCUGAUUUUAAUAUGUUUUCGAUCGCUUGCGGCGGAUAAGGAUUCAGAUGACAGCGGCGAUUCAGGAAUGGGUUUAAUAACUUCUUUAAGAAAUGAAGCCAACCUAGAUCUUUCGGUAGACGAAGAAUACGAAGAUUUACGCGCGGAAUUGCUAGCUUAUCACAGCGCGCUCGCUUCGCUUGCCCCGUCUCGAAGAUCAAUGAUCUCCACAUCGUGCUGGCGUCACGGCGGCAUUUGCAUUAGUUAUAAGCUUUGCCCCGGCUACCGACAACUAACUGAAGUCCCAGGAUGUAAAAACAGAUUCAAUGUAUGCUGUUUCGUUUGGAAUAAAUAUGAAGUAAGGGAUUUAAAGGAUAAAGGGAUCGGCAAUAUUGCUUUCCCUUGGAGUCAGAAACAAGAGUACGGAGGAGAGGGCGUUGUACAAGUAACGCCUAAAACUCGUAAAAAACGAAAGAAGGAAAACGCUACGAAUACAGAUACAUCUAAAACGAAACUCUCUGUAAUAAAUAUAAUUGAAUAGUA